This is a messenger RNA of Oncorhynchus masou masou (cherry salmon), 1890 nucleotides long. RefSeq names its product ADP-ribosylation factor-like 4aa (gene arl4aa). The record is from RefSeq and is a predicted model, not a curated record. Gene Ontology annotation, biological process: vesicle-mediated transport; intracellular protein transport. Gene Ontology annotation, cellular component: cytoplasm; plasma membrane. Lineage: Eukaryota; Metazoa; Chordata; Actinopteri; Salmoniformes; Salmonidae. Gene Ontology annotation, molecular function: GTP binding; GTPase activity. The transcript has 2 exons. The coding region runs from base 541 to 1143 and encodes 200 amino acids.
UGGUCUGAAUGGAUACAUUAUUGAUGGACUACCCCUUGAACCAAUCGUUUGCUAGAACAUGAGCAGGGUUUUCCACAAAUUGCACUGCAGUAUUAUUCUAUGGGAAUGAAACCGUCUAGUAAAAUAAUAGGACGCUGCUGACCGCGCGACAAUCAUCAGAAGCUCUGUAUUGUGAACAUUGGAUAACAUGUUACUGGACCUCGUGAACAUAGUUCCGCGUAUUCAGAGUGGAUAGAUGUAAGUGAUGCCCUGCACGAAAAAUGUCUUGCUGGACGGAACGGUUGUAGGCUAUUAUAAAGAUGUAUGCCGCAAUUUGAGAGCCUGGUAUCAGGUCAAGUGGCGUUACUGGCUGUCAGCAUCUGUAUGCCUAUCGACUUUAUAUUCAUUUACGCGCCUAUCCUUGGGAAUAGGAUUGUGCAUUGCUGACGCCUAAAAUUCAAGUCACUGUUGUCUUCUAAUUGGAAUAUAAUCAGUGCCAAUCAUCGUUGGAAAAGUAGACCAACCCUUUUAUUCCACCUGUUGUUCCCCACAUGAGCAAAUAUGGGGAAUAGAUUAUCAGAACCACAGACCUUCCUCUCAAGAAUCCCCUUCUUUCAGUCAUUCCAUAUCGCCAUUUUGGGACUGGACUCUGCAGGUAAAACAACUGUCCUGUACAGGUUGCAGUUCAAUGAGUUUGUCAACACAGUGCCUACCAAAGGCUUCAAUGCAGAAAAGGUCAAUGUGUCUUUGGGCGGCCACAGGACGGUGACCUUCCAUUUCUGGGACGUGGGUGGUCAAGAGAAGUUGCGUCCAUUGUGGAAGUCAUACACACGCUGUACUGAUGGAAUUGUAUUCGUGGUGGACUCUGUAGAUGCCGAACGCAUGGAGGAGGCUAAAACGGAGCUCCAUAAGAUCGCCAAGACCGGAGACAACCAGGGAGUGCCACUGCUAGUGGUGGCUAACAAGCAAGACCUGAGGCACUCUCUGAGCCUGGCGGAGAUUGAAAAGGCACUAGCGUUGAAGGAACUGGGCCCUGGCACGCCUUGGCACCUGCAGCCCACCUGUGCCAUCAUAGGAGACGGACUAAAAGACGGCAUGGAGAGACUCCAUGAAAUGAUCCUUAAACGGAGAAAGAUGCUUCGCCAACAGAAGAAAAAGAGAUGAUCAAGGAGGGAACUGAAUCUCUUGUUUUAAAUGAAGGACAAAAAGGAGAUGUUCUCGCACCUGGGUGGAUAUAGGAAUUCUCCCAUAGGCUCGGCACACUGAGUUAUAUCAGUCAAUGUUAAACUAGGUUCUUGUGUCUCAGACAGCAAGUCUCUUUGCUUCGUCUUCAGUAUUUGUUGCUUUUUAGUGGUUGAGAAAGCACUAUGGUAAAGGAUUUGGUGUUUAUGGAUUUAUAUAGGAAUUUGUAAGUUGUCGUUACAAAGAAUGGUUUUGAUCCUUGAUAUUAGACCAUUAGUAAUGGCUACUUCAAAAUUGAACACCAAAAAUGACAUGUUUGACGAAGAACAGAAAAUAAUUCACUUCUCUCUACAAAGGUUAGUGGGAGGACAACAAACGUGGUCUUCCUCAAACGGAACUUUUGAACCUUGUAAAGAGUGCCUAGGCUACUUUUAAAUGUUGUACCUUUUUUUGUAAACAUUUUUUUACAUGUUUCUUUCCUUCUCAAAAGGAAGGUACAGUCUUGCGCUUUUUGUCUGUCUAGUGUACCUAUACUGUCUGUUUGUUAAUGCACUUUAGAUAACCUUUUUUGAUGGAGUUUACAGCCUUGAGGUUUCCCAAUGUAGCUUAUUACACAAAGAGUUUAGUUGCUUCAGAAGAAGCCAACUACUGGGUCCCUAUUGGCCACAUGGACAAUAGAUGGGAUAUGUGUUUCAUGUUUUCAUCUUUAAUAAAAACCUCUUUGCAGCA